AUCGCCACACGACUAAAACGGACCACAGCGCAAAGAAGAGCAGAGUGAGGAAAAGAGAGGCAGAGUGGAAAAUGGGGAGGAAGAAGGGAGUCCCAGAGUUCGAUGAAACGGCGCCGGAUGACUUCGACCCGGCCAAUCCCUACAAGGACCCGGUGGCGAUGCUGGAAAUGAGGGAGCAUAUAGUUCGAGAGAAAUGGAUCGACAUAGAGAAGGCGAAGAUCCUCCGAGACAAGGUGAGGUGGUGUUACCGCAUCGAAGGAGUCAACCAUCUCCAGAAGUGCCGCCACCUCGUUCGCCAGUACCUCGACGCCACCCGCGGCAUCGGUUGGGGCAAGGAAGGCCGCCACCCUUCCCUCCACGGUCCGAAAGUUGAGGAGGUUGAGUCAGACUGAGAGGCUGCAUUCACUUAUGUAAGGGGACUGAAUUUCGGGCCAGUGAAGGAAUGCAUAAAACGAGGGAUUUGAAUAACUGUCUACUUACAUUGUUAUUAUUGUUGUUUGCAUUGUAAGACUCAUAUAAUGAACAGGACAGGAUGAUCUCUUUAUCAUUUUUCUUUUCUCCAUGUUAACCCUUUUUUUUUUCCUUUUCCUUUUCCUUUCUUAUUAGUCAUGCUAUUACUUGGGCGAGUCUAUCCAUAACAGUACAUGAGAUAAUGAAAUAAGUUUCUUGUCAUUUCCUGCUUGAAAUAUAUACCUUAUUGAUAAGGGAUUUGUAGUUUUCA
Molecule: messenger RNA, 721 nt
Organism: Theobroma cacao (cacao)
Lineage: Eukaryota; Viridiplantae; Streptophyta; Magnoliopsida; Malvales; Malvaceae
Product: NADH dehydrogenase ubiquinone 1 beta subcomplex subunit 10-B-like protein (Complex I subunit NDUFS6)
Cellular component (GO): respiratory chain complex I
Source: RefSeq, a predicted model, not a curated record